This is a messenger RNA of Plasmodium reichenowi, 2655 nucleotides long. RefSeq names its product pre-mRNA-processing factor 40, putative. The coding region runs from base 1 to 2655 and encodes 884 amino acids. NCBI's taxonomy places the organism in Eukaryota, Apicomplexa, Aconoidasida, Haemosporida, Plasmodiidae. Gene Ontology annotation, molecular function: protein binding; RNA binding. Gene Ontology annotation, biological process: mRNA cis splicing, via spliceosome. Gene Ontology annotation, cellular component: U2-type prespliceosome; U1 snRNP. The transcript has a single exon. The record is from RefSeq and is a predicted model, not a curated record.
AUGAUUCCAAAUAUGCCUAAUAUACCUAUUUCAUCAGAUAUAGAAAAUGUACCCAAUGAACAAAAUACAACAAAUGAAACAAAUAUAACGAAUGGUGAAUAUGUAUCAGGUGGACCAAAUAUGCCUGGUGGAUCAAAUAUGCCAGGUGGACCAAAUAUGCCAGGUGGACCAAAUAUACCUGGAGGACCGUCUCCACCAAGCAUUCCUCAAAUAACCAAUUUACCAACCAUUCCGGGUAUGCCUAAUAUAUUGAAUUUAUCCAACUUACCUAAUUUGUCAAAUUUUCCCAAUUUCCCUGGUUUACCAAAUAUACCAAACCUUCCAGGUAUAGUACCCCACAAUAUUAAUAAUAGCCACUUUAUGAGUGCUAACCCAAUGAACCCAAUAGGCAUGCCUUUUAUGCCUGGUUUAUUACCCAAUAUGAAUACAUGUGACUACUAUCAUAAAAACUUAAUGCCCAUGCAUCCCGGUUAUGAUAAUUACAAUAAUAUAAUGUAUGGACAACCAAAUAAUUUAGGCAUGCCCAUACCACCAAAUAAUAUGGAAAAUAUAAAUGAUAUGGCUACGAAUAAUCCUAACAUGAUUAAAAUAUACAAUAAAGAUGGUAUAGUAAAUAAUUCUCAAAAAAUGAUGAAUACACAUUUAAUGAAUUUACAUAACAAUGUGAAUGCUAACUAUAUGAAUAAUUAUAAUAUGGAAAAACACGGAUGGGUUGAAAUGGUAGCAAAAAAUGGUAGGAAGUUUUAUUAUAAUUCCAUAACUAAAUGUUCCAAAUGGGAAAAACCAAAUGAACUUAAAACCAAAGAAGAAAUAAGGAUAUCUGAAAAAACAAAAUGGAAAGAAUAUUCUUGUAGUGACGGAAGAAAAUAUUGGUAUCAUGAAGAAAAAAAUAUUAGUGUAUGGGAUGAACCAGAAGAAAUAAAAAAAAUAAAAUUAGAGUGUGCUUUAGAAGAUAAAGAAUUAGAAAAUAAAGAUGAUAAUAAAAAGGAAAAUAUAAAAGAUGAAGAAGAUCAUGAAGCUGAAACGAAUGAUAAAUCAAAUGGUAGUAAUAAUAUAUGUGAUGAUAUGUAUAAUAGUAAUGGAGAAUAUAAAAUGAAUGAAAAAAAUAAGAAUAUUCCAUUUAAUAAUAGUAGUACAAAUUAUGUAAAUGUUAAUAAUAUAGAACAAAUAAAUAAAAAAAUAGAUGAUAAUAAUAAUAAUAAUAAUAAUAAAUCAAGUUUGACGUGGGAAAAAUUUGAUAAUAAAAAUGAUGCAAGAGAACAUUUGAAAUUUCUAUUCGAAGAAAAAAAAGUGAAUCCAAAAAUGACAUGGGAUAGUGCUCUAAAAAUUUUAGAAGCUGAUAAUCGAUGGUCAAGUUUAGUGAUACUUACUAAAGGUGAAAAGAAGCAACUUUUCUGUGAAUAUAUUAGUCAUGUUAUUAAAAGAAAUAAUGAAAAUGAAAGACGUAAAAGACAAAAAUCAAGAGAAAUCAUUUUUCAAACCUUAUUAAAUUGGGACAAAUUAAAUGAAUGUACAACAUAUGUUGAAUUCGCUUCCCAAUUUUAUAAACAAGAAUGGUGGGAGUGGAUUACUGAAAAAGAAAGAGAUGAAGUAUUUCAAGAUUUUAUGGAUGAUUAUAAAUCUAAAUUUAAGGAAACAAGAAGAAAAAAAAGAAAACAAAAAAUGGAAAUUUUAAAACAAAAAUUUCAAGAAUAUGCAACAGAUAAUAAAAAUCCAUUAAAAUGGAAUGAUGUUCAAAAAUAUUUUAGAGAUGAUGAAGAUUUUCAUUCAUUACAUAAAAUUGAUGCUUUGGCUGCUUGGGAAGACUUUUAUGAAAAAUAUCAUAAUGUCGAAAAAAUGAAACUUAAAAAAAAAAUUUAUCGUAUUUUAAGGAAAAAAAGGGAAGCCUUUAUUGAAUUAUUAAAUGAAUAUUAUGAAAAUAAUAUUUUAAAUAUGAAGACACAAUGGAUAUUUUUUGUUUCUAAAAUAUAUAAGGAUACACGAUACACAGAUAUAUUAGGACAUCAAGGAUCCUCACCAAGAAUAUUAUUUGAUGAAUUCAUUGAUUCUCUACAAGAACAAUAUUUAAUACAUAAAUCCUAUAUUAAAAAAGCAUAUAAAGAAAUGGAUUUUACUAUAGAUGAAAACAUCACUCUUGAAGAUUUUCUAAAAACAUUUUCUAAUGUACAAAGCAAAUAUAAUAUUCCUGAUGCUAAUAUGAAUUUUAUAUAUUUAUCUUUACAAAAAAAAUUAAAACAAAAAAAAAAUAAAGAAAUCAAACAUAUUAACAAGGUAGCCAAAUACUUUUCCAAAUUUACAGAACUUAAACCAAGCAUGUCAUAUAACAAAGUAAUUAGUAUUAUGAAAAACACAAGUAAAUGGUCCGUAGUUUGUACCUUAUGUCCCAAAGAAGAACAAAAAUUGGCUGCUUAUAAUAUGUGGAAAACAUAUAUAAGUUCCCAGGAUUUAGAUAACUCCUCUGAUUCAUCAUAUUCUAAUAAAAUGUAUAAUAAAAAUUCAAGAAAAAAGGAUAUCUCAAAUUCAAAAGAACACGAAUAUUAUGAUGACGAAGAUAAAACAACAUCUAGACACAAUAAGUAUUUAAGAGAUGACGAGUCUGAUUCAAGUGCCCAAACUAUUGAAUCCUUGCGUACUAUUGAAAAUGCUUCAAGCUAG